This is a messenger RNA of Psammomys obesus (fat sand rat), 6383 nucleotides long. It is a transcript of the gene Slx4, whose product is annotated as SLX4 structure-specific endonuclease subunit. The transcript is spliced from 15 exons. Gene Ontology annotation, cellular component: Slx1-Slx4 complex; nucleus. The coding region runs from base 419 to 5674 and encodes 1751 amino acids. Gene Ontology annotation, biological process: meiotic DNA double-strand break processing; resolution of meiotic recombination intermediates; DNA replication. Lineage: Eukaryota; Metazoa; Chordata; Mammalia; Rodentia; Muridae. Gene Ontology annotation, molecular function: DNA binding; enzyme binding. The record is from RefSeq and is a predicted model, not a curated record.
CUCCGCGGCUCUCCGUUGAGAAGGUGCGGUCGCGGUGCGGGAGAUGCAAAAUUAGAUGAAUGCAUGCCCUUUCUCACUGUGGAGAUCCUGGAGAAUCACCUGGUCACAGAGUUGACAUGUUCUAUCUCAGAGGCAGCUGUCGGACUUGUGAGCAUUAACAGAGGGAAGUUUUUAAACAAGUUGUUUAACUACAGGUCCAAAUUGAAGAAAGAUAUUUAAAUGCUUACGGAGAGGAGAACAGUACUGUGUUUACAGUUGUGCAAAGUCUCCAAGUAAAUCAGAGAGAAGAAAAGCCCUAGUGAGGCAGAAGUGUGAUAAGGCCGAAGCGGCUUACACACAACUUUCUCAUCUGUGGACAUGUUUCCAGAUCGGCCCUCACUCCCCUAAAGACAAACCUGAAAAACUUAAAACAGGUCAAAUGAUGGAUGAGUCAGAUGAUGAUUUCAAAGAACUCUGUGCCUGCUUUUUCCAAAGGGUGAAAAAAAAUGCAACCAAAGAUGUGUCAGGAGACAGGAAGAAGCGGAAGGCCUCUGGUAACCCUCAGAAAAGAGGCAAGCUGAAAGAAUCCAGUCAAGCUGCCACCAGGAUCAAAACCCUUGAAGGCCCUCCAGAGAAGAAACCUCGAGUAGGCAGCCAGGCCCCUAGGACUAAAAAGCAAGGGGCACCCAAACCCCAAGAAGGGGACCCUGCUCUCCCUGUGAAUGGAAAGAGAGGUGUUCUUGCUCCUGCCCCAGGUCAGCCUGUGUUGCAUGAGAGAGCACACAGCGUUCAGACAGAGAGUGCUCCCAAUGGCGACUCCCAGCCCCUUCCAUCCUGUUUCACUACAACUGGUGUGCCAAGUCCCUCCAAACCCAGAGCCUCAGAGCUGGUUCUCCAACGGAUGAAGCAGUUCAAGAGGGCAGACCCUGAGCGCUUGAGACAUGCUUCAGAAGAACCCUCCCUAAAGACCACACUGGAAGAAAAUGUCCCAAGGAGCCCUCAAGAAGAGGUGGUGGUGGGAAACGAGAAUAAGUCCAAGCUCCAUGCCACAGACAGCGAUGCUGCCAUGGCCCUGGCCUUGCAGCAGGAGUUCGGAAGGGCAGAAGUAUCUUCACGUUGUGACAGCCUGGAGGAGAAGGGGCUGUUCUUCUGCCAAAUGUGUCAGAAGAACCUCUCGGCAAUGACCGUGCCGCGGAGGGAGCAACAUGUGAACAGAUGCUUGGAUGAGGCUGAAAAGGCACUGAGCCCUGCUCCAUCUCGGAUCCCUGAUUGCCCAAUAUGUGGGAAACCAUUCCUCACCAGCAAGAGCAGAAUCAGUCACUUGAAGCAGUGUGCAGUGAAGAUGGAAGUGGCUCCCCAGCUCCUGCUUCAGGCUGUAAGGCUGCAGACAGCUCAGCCCGACGUGGGCAGCAGCCCUCAGGUACCCGGUUUCAGCAAUCGUGUUGGAGGUUUGAAAUGGAAAGGAGCCACCAACAAGAAGGAGCCACAGAAGAGGGGGAAGGUCAGCCGGCCCGAGGUUCCGUCUGAAGACCUGCUGGUGGCCAUGGCUCUUUCUCGUUCUGAGAUGGAGCAGUGUCCAGGUGUGCCCCAACUCAGGCUGGAAAAUGCUUUUUCCGAGAAGAUGAGGCUGGGAGCAGAGAAGAAAAGCCGCAAGAAGAAACCCCCAGUGUGUCCCCCACUGUUGUUAAUCCAAGACUUUGAGACCACGAAUAGACAGAUUGAGGACCGUGUUGCCCAGCUCCUCUCAGAGGAAGUAGAACUGUCCUGCACCCCACCGCUUCCGGCCAGCAAGAUUUUAAAAGAAGAAUUGGAACAUGCGGGCUGGCGAAUGCAGCUGCCUGAAGGAAAGCAGAAUUUUCUGUGGGAAUGCAGUGCCCUCACAGGAGCCUGGGCUGAGGGGUCCUUCUACACAGUGGGCCUGGUUCCUCCAGUUGUGUCCCAACAUCGUAUCAAGGAACCUGAGCUAACGCUGGAGCUGCCCAAGCAGGGAGAGCCAAGCACACAAAGCCCCCCUGCUUCCCACAGCAGGCCUCCUGUGGGCCACAGCCCCAAUAACCGACUGCUGUCCUCCAGCCAGAGGGAGCGCCAAGCCCUGCAGGACCUCGUAGACUUGGCAGUGGAGGGGCUGAGCUCCAGCCCAUGGCCUACCAGUCUGGAAGCACCCCCAGGGUUGGACUUGGUCCCCAGCAGCCUUCCACUGACUGGCUUUGUCCUGCCAUCUAAGACGGCCCUUAAGAGGGAUGCCUCACGGUCUGUUGGGUUGCUGGUGGCUGACUUUGGGGCCAUGGUCAACAACCCACAUCUGAGUGACGUCCAGUUCCAGAUUGACAGCGGAGAGGUGCUCUAUGCCCACAAGUUUGUGCUCUAUGCCCGAUGUCCACUUCUUAUUCAGUAUGUAAACGCUGAAGGCUUCUCUGCCGUAGAGGAUGGAGAUCUGACGCAGCGCAUCCUGCUGAGUGAUGUGAGCUCUGAGGUCGCCCAUGCAUUUCUGAACUAUCUAUACACGGCAGAUACUGACAUGCCUCCCAGCCUGGCUCCUCAUCUUCGUUCCCUGGCCCUAAGGUUUGGUGUGAGCGACCUUGUUCAGCUGUGUGAACAAGUGCCUGUCAUGGCGGACUUAGAGGGGGAGCAACAGGAGGAGAAGGAAAAUGAGAAUUGCAAAAGCAGAGCAGAGAAUUUUCAAGAACUCUUAAAGUCAGUGUGGGUAGAUGAAGAGGAGGAAGCAGAGACUUUGUUGAAACCAGAGGUCUGUGAAGAAGAUAGAGAAAAAGUGAAUGAAACAGAAAUGGAAGAAAUUUAUGAGUUUGCAGCUACCCAGAGGAAGCUACUCCAGGGGGAACGAGCAGCAGAUACAGAGGAGGACACUAACCAGCUCGGGGAGGACAGUCCAGUUUCUGCGCAUACACUGGCAGGUGUCCAGAGUAACAGACAGUUAGAAAAUACAGAACAAAUGGAGUUGUCUGGCCUAGAAAAAGAAGAGGCACUAGCUAGUUGGGAGCAUGAAAGAGAUUCCAUUCCACUCCAGGGCCAGUGCUCAGACUGGGCAGGGAAAGCAGAGACCCAGGACGCGCUGCGGGGGCCAGCGGACCUCCCCAGCUCCUGCAGCUUCCUUCCUGAGAGCCACCAGGUGAGGAGCAAAGGAUAUUUACCUUUGCACUCAGCUAAGGCCCAUGACUACAAACAGCUCUUUGUAUCACCUCAAAGAGAAUCUUCUGGACUGUCACAAACAACAAGUGACCAUGAAGAGCAGAGCGGCCCUGUUAGGGAGAGGCAGGCAGAGAUGGCCCAUCCACCAACUCUGCAGCAGACACCUCCACGGGCCUGCCGCCCCCUGUCACAGUCUCCUGUGGGUGGAAGUCCCAGCCAGUCAUGGCUUCACCUAAGUCACAAGACUAGUUUGUCCCCAGCAGUGUCCCAGUCAAGCAGUAGCAUUUCUAAGGUGGCCUCCCCAAGCUCACUGUUUCCAGUUUCACCAGCUAAGCAGAGGAGAGACAGUAACAUUCUCACACUACUGAAAAAACCAGAAAGGCACCACCAGAAAGGCAAACAGAGUAGUCCCAUGUUUGGACAUAAAAAUAGGGGCACCCUGAUUUCCCCAGCAAAAUCUCCUCCCAUUGACCUGACCCAGUCAGUUCCUGAGCGCUUGAGUCCCGGGGCCCAGGAGCCUCUGUGUCAUGUGAAGAAAGAGGACGAGGUCAUCCUUUUACUGGACUCAGAUGAAGAGCUGGAGCUAGAGCACACCAAGACAAAGCUUGUUUCUAAAAAUCCCCCUGGAAGAAGGGGAGUUCUGGAGGUCAGCCCCAUGUCCUCUGAACUGUUCUCAGUCAUUGAUGUUGACGAAGACCAAGAACAUUCCCAAAGCCCACUGAAGACAGAGGCUGGGCCACAGCAGGAAGAUGAGGUACACCUGGAAAAUCAGUCUGCUCUGGGGAACAGAGAGAGCCCCUGGCUAUUCUGCAGCCAGAAGAAUAGCCUGGAAGAGGACAGCACUACAGAUACCUCCUGGCUGGUACCUGCCACCCCAGGGUCCAGCAAGAGCCGAGAUUGCUCAUCACAGACCCAAAUCAAAAGCCUUAAGAGCAGGACUCCAUCAAAUAAGACUGCUCAGCAGGCCCCCAGACCUUCCUUAGAACUCGGGACUGUGCCGGAAGCAGCCCAGAAGUUCUCAGUGAUCAUGCCGCACACACAGUCUGUUACUCAAGGAGACUCUGACAGUGGAUGCCCAGACAGCAGAAGCCCUCCCCAUCACCACCCUAAACGCUGCAAGCUCUCUUCUUCACAGCCAUUGUGUCCUGUUCCUGAUUUUACUGGGUGGUCCCAGAAACCCUCAUCACCUAGGCCAUGCCUGCCAAAUCAAGCUGCAGCUGACGAAGUUGUAGAAGUUGGGGACAGUGAUGAUGAGCAGGAGGUGGCUUCCCAUCAAGGAAACAGCAGCCCCAUGCUAGAUGGUGACCCCCCAGGUCCCAUGGGUGACUGUUGCUGGCAUGAGCCCCUCUCCCCAAUUCCAAUUGACCACUUGAAUCUGGAGCGGACCGGCCCCCUGACCACAAGCAGUCCCAGCGCAAGCCAGGGCCAGGAGACUCUGCGCAGCAGAGACCCACACUCCCCAGGACUCCUGGGCACCACCCCUAUCCGCGGAAGUUACGGUGCUCUGAGAGAGCCUCAGGAGCAGUCCUCACAGGCUGCUUCUCCCGGGAGCAGCAAACUGAGUGUCCUUAGCUCGGCUCUGUGGGACGACUGGGAGGAGGAAGAGCGGCACUCUCCAGAGACUCAGGCUCAAGUGCUGAGCACCAGAGCCUGGAAGCCAGACAGGCCAGAGACACCAAAAGGUGCUAGCCAGAAAAGGAACUUGCCCCCCAAAGUGCCCAUAACACCAAUGCCGAGGUAUUCGAUCAUGGAGACCCCAGUGCUGAAGAAAGAACUGGACAGGUUUGGAGUCCGCGCUCUGCCCAAACGCCAGAUGGUUCUGAAGCUGAAGGAGAUUUUCCAGUACACUCACCAGACUCUGGAGUCAGACUCAGAGGAUGAGAUUCAGUCCUCCCAGAUACCCCUGGAGGCACCUUGCAGCCAGCCACCUACCACUGAGACCUGCAAGCCUUCAAGGUCAGGAGGCUACACCCGGCUUAAGGCCACUGCAGGUCUUGGGACUCAGAGACCCAAGGGCCCCACUAAGAGCAAGAGUCAUCAACCUCAAAAGAAACAGCUCAGUGAAAGCAUUUCCCACUCGAGCAGGUGGCCAGCUGGAGAGCUGUCUGCAGGCCCUGAUGGGGACACCCAGCUCCCAGCCUCCCAGGAAUCCGUGGCUACCUCUGUGGAUGGCAGUGACAACUCCUUUAGCUCUGAAAGUUCCUCCGGUGAGUUUGGAGCUGCCUUAGAGGCUGUAGGCGACGACAAGGAUGAAGAGGGGGUCAGCGCAUCACAGGCAGCCCUCCAGGCCGCAGACACGGAGGAGGCAGUGAGACGCUACAUCUGCUCCAAGCCUGCCCUGCACAGGAAGGUGCUGACGUACCAGCCUCUGGAGCUGGCCGAGCUACAGGCUGAGCUGAAGCAGGACGGCAUCCCUGUGGCCAUGGGCAAGCUGCUGGACAUCCUAGAUGCCCAGUGCAUCACCUUCACCACUGCCGCGGCCCGGAAGGAGAAGCUGAGACAGAAGGGACGGCAGCCCUCGGGCAGGAAGAAAAAGGUUCAGCCAUGACAGGUCACUACCCAGUAGCGUCCUGCCAGAGGGCCUGGGCAGCUAGAGCAGGCCAGGCCUCCACAGGUGCAUUAUUGGACACGAGCCUGUGUCUGUGUAAAGGUCAACAACCCAGCACACUUUGUCUCCCACUCUCUCCCAGCCCUGUGUUGUCCUUGGACUUAGAGCAGGCCCGCCCUCCCGCAGUCAGUGCCGGGUUUGUCCCUUUGGCCCAAGCAGGGCCCCCUCCUACAUGUUUCUGAGAGGCGGUGGGCCACACCAGCCGACCAGGGCAAGAUGAGCCUGCCUCACUUGCCAUUCUGUGUCCGCCACACCCAAGCUGCCCUGUUAGUGUAUUCUGGGGUAGGCAUUGGGCCCUGCCUGCCUUCAGCAUUCAGAGCAACCAGCCCCAUAGCAGAGCAGACUCCCCUGGGCAGCCUGCACCACCGUGUCAUAGGUGCUCUUCUGACCUGGUGCCUACCCAGACACCUGUCACUGUCACCAGCAUCCUCCAAGCAGGACUGUGAGUAGGGCCUAGCACAACUGAGGAUCCCCAAAGUAAGCAUGUUGCUUGUGGGCUCCUCCCAUGUGUGGACCCUGGGGAGGGCCAGGAAAAACAAAAACACAAACAAACAAACAAACCCCCAGAAGUUUGGGUUUCCACAGCCUGUGAACGUCCUUGUGUGUUUUGAAUACAGUGGUUGUUUUAUAUGAUGUGCAAUAAAAACAA